Saxophila tyrrhenica is the source of this 1965-nucleotide messenger RNA. RefSeq lists its product as uncharacterized. Gene Ontology annotation, molecular function: DNA-directed DNA polymerase activity; damaged DNA binding. The record is from RefSeq and is a predicted model, not a curated record. Gene Ontology annotation, cellular component: nucleus. Bases 1 to 1965 code for a protein of 654 amino acids. Lineage: Eukaryota; Fungi; Ascomycota; Dothideomycetes; Mycosphaerellales; Extremaceae. Gene Ontology annotation, biological process: error-prone translesion synthesis. The transcript is spliced from 2 exons.
AUGGCAGGGGAAGAGAGCGGAAUCGACGAACAGAUGGUCACCGUACCGGUGAUAGCAGAUGGUGCACCACCCGGCAGCCAGCACCACACCUUGAAAUACUCUCUUUUGGGACCGUCUCUUACGAAGUCUGGCCAAGAUGGCGUGGAUCAGAAGAAGGUCUCCGAGGUCAUCUACAACGCUUCGAGGGGCAGCAAGUUCUUCAACAAUGAGGAGACGAAAGACAAGACCCUCACGGUCAAGAUCAAUCGCAUCCUGGCCAAGAAGCGGGAGCUUCAGAGGGUAGAGGAGCAAGGCGGGCUGAAGAAGGAACUCAAGAAGGCAGACGAGUACAUCGCGGAGCUGGAGUAUGGCCGAGACCUCAGCCAGGCGGUAGUCCAUGUGGAUUGCGAUGCAUUCUACGCGGCUGUCGAAGAGUUGGACAGGCCGGAGUUGAAAGACUUGCCGUUCGCUGUCGGACAGGGCGUCCUCACAACAUGCAACUAUCACGCGCGAAAGUUUGGGUGCAGGAGCGGCAUGGCUGGCUUUGUUGCACAGAAGCUGUGUCCGGAUUUGAUCCGCUUGCCACUCAACUUUGAAAAGUACACGGCCAAAGCGAAGGAGGUUCGGGCGAUUCUGGAGCUGUACGAUCCGCGGUUUGAAUCCUCCAGCAUCGACGAGGCGUACCUCAACAUCACACAGUACUGCAAGGACCACGAUAUGGAUCCGGAAGAAGCAGUCGCUCAGAUGCGAGCGCAAGUCUAUGAGGAGUGUAAAGUCACGAUAUCAGCUGGAAUAGCAGCGAACGCGAAGCUUGCGAAGAUAUGCAGUAACAAGAACAAGCCAAAUGACCUGCCCACCCGUAAGGUGAACGGCGUUGGCCGGGUGUUUGAGCGAGAACUAGACGCCAUCGGCAUCAAAACAUGCGGCGACCUGUACCCGCAACGACACUAUCUGCAGCGACUCUUCGGUGAGAAAGCCUUCGAGUUUCUCAUGGGUGUCUAUCUGGGUCUGGGAAGAACCGACAUCAGGCCAGCUGAAGAGUUCGAACGCAAAAGUGUAGGCACUGAGAGCACCUUCCACGACAUGAGCGAUCCCAAGGAACUACGAGACAAGCUACGAUGGACCGCAGACGAGCUUGAAAAGGACUUGCAGCGCACGCAGUUCAAGGGGCGAACUUUGGUGUUGAAGAUCAAACUACACACGUACGAGGUCUUCAGCAGACAGGUGCAGCCACCCAAAGCUGUCUAUACGGCGGAUGACCUAUAUCACUUCAGUCUUCCGAUGUUCACCAAGCUGGAAAAGGAGAUGCCUGGCAUGAAGUUGCGCCUGAUGGGUCUCAGAUGCACUCAUCUUGUUAGCAUGAAGAAAGGUGACGUGGAUUUCUUCGGGCGGGCAAGACAGCCAACGUCUGGAGUUUUGCGAGAAGCGUCCAGUGACGACGCUCAUUCUGCCAAAGUUGACGAAGACGGCUGGCAGAUCUGGCCUGACGACGAGUUCGAAGAUGCAGCAAGGCAGGAGCGCUUGGAUGACGAAGCAGAACUAGAGCGACUGUCGCAGGAUGUCGACGCUGCCAGUAAAGAGAUUCUAAGCUACAACCCAGAUGGUGGGCCGUCAGACUAUAGGCGAUAUGGCAACGGUUUCGCGUGGAGAUCUAUUCUGGAAGAAGAACGUACGAAGGGUGAGGAAGGAGCACAGUCAGAUCGACCGGCUAUAGAGCAGUGGAUAUGUCCCAUCUGCUCUGUACCUCAGCAGGCUGAUGAGCGAGCGUUCAACGAGCAUAUUGAUGGCUGCUUGUCAAGACAGACGAUCAAGGAGAUUGUGAAGUCAUCCGAUGAUGACACAGCUGAACGACCGUCAAAGAGCUUCUUGAACCCAGUGUCAGCGAGCACCGCGAAAAGGAAACGCGGCAGGCCUCCAUCGAACGGUAACAGUGGGAAAGAGAUCAGCGGUGGUGACAAGCGGCCCAAGAAGGCAUUCUUUACAUAG